This is a messenger RNA of Hypanus sabinus (Atlantic stingray), 1159 nucleotides long. Its product is annotated as NACHT, LRR and PYD domains-containing protein 12-like. Gene Ontology annotation, cellular component: cytoplasm. The transcript is spliced from 3 exons. NCBI's taxonomy places the organism in Eukaryota, Metazoa, Chordata, Chondrichthyes, Myliobatiformes, Dasyatidae. The record is from RefSeq and is a predicted model, not a curated record. Bases 69 to 437 code for a protein of 122 amino acids. Gene Ontology annotation, molecular function: protein binding.
ACAAUGUCGGUCUCACAGAUUCUGGUGCCGAAGAUCUCGUCUCCUCCCUCCGUACAAACCCAACACUGAUGGAGCUGGAUUUGAGUUUUAAUGAACUGGGAGGUUCCGGAGUGAAAUUGGUGUCUGCGGCUCUGAGGAAGUCAGAGUGUAAAAUACAGAAACUUGGGCUGAGGGGUGUCGGUCUCACAGAUUCUAGUGUUGUGGAUCUCGUCUCCGCUCUCAGUACAAACCCAUCACUGACGGAUCUGAGCCUGGAAUCAAACUCUCUGACAGACGGAUCUGUCCCCGCUCUCCGCUGCCUCAUAGUGACCCGCCCGAGUCUGAAGCUGAUCUGGCUGGGGGGGAAUCGGUUCAGUGAGACCGGGGGGAAGGAACUGGAGUCUCUGGAGGAACUCAGACCCGGACUGAUGGUGGAUCUGCGGACAUUUAGCCUUUAACCUUUAUCUUACCUGGAACCCAGACCCGGACUGAUGGUGGAUCUGUGAUCCUGUGAACAUCCCCGCCCGCGGGAUGGGGACAUUUGGCCGACUCCCCGCCCUCCCCUUUAACUCCCGCCCUUACCUUUAACGGCCGCGCGCCGGGGCUGAUUCCCAACGGUUUUAACGGACCCGGCUCGGGCCUCGCGCUGUGUGCGUCGCUCGGAGCGGUCCCGCAAUGACGUGUUUCCGCCUGUUGUCCGGCGGGACAGCUUCCGCCGGAAGUGCGUUACGAGACUCCCGACGUGACUCCCCGGGGAAUUACCCGGACAGGAAGAGCCCGGGGUCCGGGGCUCAGUCUGGGACACCGGUGUCCCGGGGUGGGGGGGAUGGUCCCGGGAGAGAAUCCUUUUGCCCCCUUUGCUGAGGACGGUGCAUUCGGCAGCCUGGCCGAUAUAAUGAUGUUAAAUGGACAAAUCCCUCGGCAGUGACCCUGGAUCUGCAGCGAUCCCGGACACGGCCCUGAAGUGUGAUUUUAUAAUCAUCGGUUCCCCGAUGCAGAGUGACGAUGAGAAACGGGACUGAUUAUUCAACCGGUCACUCCUUGUCGCCGGUCAGUUAAUUGUGUGUGACUGUGAGUGAGUCGGGAGCAGCUUAUUUAUUCCCGCACGUCAGCAGCUCACACAUUGUUUCAUUUACAUUUGUCAUGAUGAAAUAAAUAAACCUGUAACUUCCUGUCCUGG